AUUAGAGCUUGGUGGUGGUGGUAGGUACCAGUAAAGCGAGUUAGGUGAAGGUAAACGGUCAUCAAAAUUGGAGGACUUACUUGACCAAUGGCGGUUCUUGGCUUGGGCAUGGAAUCCUGCAUCACCCACUGACCCCACUCCCUCCCUCCGCACCACCAUCAACAAACCACAUUCCAUAACUUUUUCAUGCCCUUCCUUCUCACCUCCCACUUCCAUUUCCUCCCUUAAUAAACCCCUUCUUCUUCCUUCUCUCCCUCUCUAGAUUCCCUUUUCAUUUUCUGUUCCCCUCUAAAAUGGAGGCCAAGCUGCUUUUUACUUCCUUCCCUGCAACCUCUGCGGCUCGUCUCUCCAAGCUCUCCACACCCACCUGCGUUUUUGCCUCCUAUGGUGGGAAGAAUCGUGGGUUGUUGCCUCGCCAUUUGAGUUUGCCUCAUGGAGCUGCCCUUAAUUCUGUUCAAGCCUCUGUGGCGUCUGUUGGACCAUCACCAAAAUCAAGGGUGGACAUCAGUGAGAACUUGACCUUAGAGGCAAUAAGAUCCUCAUUAAUCUCUCAGGAGGACAGCAUUAUCUUUAGUCUUUUAGGGAGAGCUCAGUACUGUUAUAAUGGAGAUACCUAUGACCCCAAUGCUUUCUCCAUGGAUGGCUUCACUGGCUCUUUAGUGGAGUUCUUGGUCAUGGAAACUGAAAAGCUGCAUGCCCAGGUGGGAAGAUACAAGAGCCCUGAUGAACAUCCUUUCUUCCCCAACGACCUACCUGCUCCAUUGUUGCCUCCGCUUCAGUAUCCACAGGUACUACAUCCUCCGGCAGAUUCCAUUAAUAUAAACAGCAAAGUAUGGAGCAUGUACUUCAGGGAUCUGAUACCAAGAUUAGUGAAGGAAGGAGACGAUAGCAAUUAUGGAUCUACUGCUGUUUGUGACACCAUUUGCUUGCAGGCUCUAUCAAAGAGAAUCCAUUAUGGAAAGUUCGUAGCAGAAGCUAAGUUUCGAGAAUCGCCCGAUGCGUACAAGGCUGCAAUAAGGAAGCAAGACAAAGAGAAACUGAUGGAGAUGCUGACAUUCCCGAUCGUCGAGGAGGCGGUAAAAAGGAGAGUCGAAACGAAAGCGAAAACAUUCGGGCAAGAGGUUCCUGUAAACAUAGAGGAAACACAUGCUGCUCCAGUUUACAAAAUAGAACCCAGUUUGGUUGCUGAACUGUAUGGAGAAUGGAUCAUGCCAUUAACAAAGGAAGUUCAAGUUCAAUACUUGUUGAGAAGAUUAGAUUGAUUUGCAGUUAAUCUUCAGACUCGAUGCUUAAAAAGCUUAAUAAUAGAUGAAGUUGGAAUUUUCUUAUAA
Molecule: messenger RNA, 1331 nt
Organism: Cucurbita maxima (winter squash)
Lineage: Eukaryota; Viridiplantae; Streptophyta; Magnoliopsida; Cucurbitales; Cucurbitaceae
Product: chorismate mutase 1, chloroplastic-like
Exons: 6
Coding region: 294-1262 (322 amino acids)
Biological process (GO): aromatic amino acid biosynthetic process; chorismate metabolic process
Cellular component (GO): cytoplasm
Molecular function (GO): chorismate mutase activity
Source: RefSeq, a predicted model, not a curated record